UUAGUGAUGAUGCUCUUAGCAUUCUUACUAAUGAUUGUGUCAUUGGUGUCAGUCAAGAUCCUCUUGGUAUUCAAGGAAACAGGACAAAGCAGGAUGGUACUAGUGAAGUAUGGCAAGUACCACUGAAGAAUGGUACAAGAGUAGCACUAGCAGUCAAUAGAGGAGACUCAGCUACUGACAUUACUAUACAAUGGACUGAUAUUGGGUUCCCUAGCUCUGCUUCUGCUAAUGUGUUUGAUUUAUGGGAUGGUAGUAAGAUGAUUGGUAAGUUCACUGGAUCAGUUACAGCUAAAGCAAUACCAAGUCAUGGAGUGGCUAUGUAUCGUGUGGAGCCAGUCUCUAAAUAACUAAAACAAUGAACAUUGCUGCUAUUAUUUUUAUCGCUAUCAUUGCUAUUACAGAGCUGAUGCUGCUUGCUUUUCAUCAAAAUUAAUUCUAUACUGUCUCACACCCCCUUCAAAUCCAAAAUAAAAUUUGUUAUAAAAAUGGCUGCAGCUUUGGUAAGGCCAAGUUGCACUGUUACAAACGACUCCUCGAAAUUCAUCACUCCACCAAUAAGGAGAGACGGCAUACAGUACAAUCAGAUCUACUACACGAGACUCCACGAAAUGAAGGACGUGAGUAUGAAAUCAGCUCAAAGGAAAUGGGGGAGUGAUACUGUGUUCAGAAAUCUGAAAGAUCUUGAGCCAGGACUUGCAUGUGUUGUGAUUGGGACACUCUUCAAGGAAAUGAGUCUAAGACCUUCAACUAUAAAACAAAUCAGUGACAACCAACGACUAUUGCCGUAUCCUCCAAAAGGGAAACUGUCUUCUAGUACUGAUAAAAUAUUCCUUGAGGAUUAUUCGCAACGUGUCAUUCUCUCUAAUCUUAGUGACAACACUGCACUAACCACAGGUAUGAUAGUUGCUGUUAAAGGAGUACAAAAUGCUGACGGGAAUUUCGAAGUAUCCGAUUACUGUCUACCAGGGAUGCCGCUAAAAAAUGAUCCUUUACCUUCACUGAAUAAUGACAGGUAUGUUGCGAUUGUGUCAGGAUUGAUGGUUGGAUCUGAUUGGUCAGAUCAAUGGGCUAUACAGCAAUUGGUGGAUUAUUUAACAGGACAGCUGGGCGGAGUCCAUGACAAUGAUAUGCUUUCUAAUAUAGUUAAGGUUAUAAUUGCAGGAAACUCCAUUGGAAGUGUUCAGAGCAACAAAUCAAGUGAUAAAGUUAAAUAUUCAGCAAAGAAUUAUUGUGCACACUCAAUACAGUCAGUGGAAGAACUAGACGUAACAUUAUCCCAGUUAUCGAGCAGUGUCCCUGUAGCUCUCAUGCCUGGGACUUACGACCCUGCCAACAAACAGUUACCACAGCAACCAUUACAUCACUGCAUGUUUCCCAAGUCGGCAAAAUAUGACAAUUUUAAAAGCGUCACUAACCCGUACUCCUGUACAAUAGAAGGACACAAGUUUAUUGGUACCUGUGGUGAGAAUAUUGAGAGCAUGAGUUGCUGUACUAUUGGAAUGGACAGUUUAGAAUUACUGGAACUGACUUUAAUGUCAUCACACGUUGCACCAACUGCUCCUGAUAUACUAUGUUGCUAUCCAUUCUCCAAUGCUGAUCCUUUUAUAAUGGACGACUGCCCUCAUGUUUAUUUCGCUGGAAAUCAACCAAAAUUCCAAUCAAAAUUAGUAACAGGUGAUGAUGGUCAGAAGGUUCUGCUGAUUUGUGUCCCGUCCUUCAAUUCAACCCAUAGUUUGGCAUUAAUUAACUUGAGGACUCUCGCCUGCACUCCAUUGACAUUCGCCACGACGGCAACACGUUUGAUAGAAAAUAAAGAUACUCAAAAUAACAUUGAAACUGAAAACGUGCUAAUGACCGAAACAAUAUCAGACAUAGACGAUGAAGAUUACUAAAGAUUUACUAAAGAUUACUAACAUAUAUUAAAACAUUAUGACAGAUAUAGGGAUACUAGAUCUACUAAAAACGUCUACGUAAUUUAUAAUAAUAAUAAUAAUAAUAAUAUUAUUAUUAUUAAUAUUGUUGUUGUUGUUGUACUUAUUAAAAUAAAGCGUAAGGAUUGUGGACUGAUAUUUGAGAUAAAA
This is a messenger RNA of Amphimedon queenslandica, 2081 nucleotides long. Its product is annotated as DNA polymerase delta subunit 2-like. The coding region runs from base 486 to 1892 and encodes 468 amino acids. The record is from RefSeq and is a predicted model, not a curated record. Gene Ontology annotation, molecular function: DNA binding. Gene Ontology annotation, biological process: DNA strand elongation involved in DNA replication; DNA replication. NCBI's taxonomy places the organism in Eukaryota, Metazoa, Porifera, Demospongiae, Haplosclerida, Niphatidae. The transcript has 12 exons. Gene Ontology annotation, cellular component: delta DNA polymerase complex.